CAUCUUUCGCCACGUGUCUCUUAUUCUCUACUCCUACAAAUCCCCCUAUUUAUUUCCCUACUUUUCCAAACGUCUUUUUCAUUCCAUCCAAACACAAACAAACACAAACAAUCCAAUACAAAAAUCCAAAUGUUAUAUAAUUCGACUGAGUCGACUCGCCGGACAUUCUUUUUCCCGGCAGUAAAGCCUUCUGAAUCAGUUUCCAUUACCACCCUUUUAAAUUCUUUGAUUUCUCUAUCCAAACAAAUCCUUAAUUUCAACAAUUUUAAUGAGUUUGUCUUUAUUUCUAAUAAGCGAAAUGCUAAAAACGCAAUUCGCUUAGUACAAGUUCUUGAGCUUUUUCUUCAAGGACUGAAAAAUGAUGAUCUUUUUGAUAAGAUGGGUAAAACUGUCAUUUUACCACUGUUGGAUCUCCACGUGGCACUCCAGAAGCUUAACUUUUUAUUUGAGGAUUACACGCGCCGAGACGCGCGCAUGUGGAUGCUUGUGAAGUCUGAGCUUGUUGGGCGUCACUUCCGGGUCUUGAUCGGGUCUGUGUUUUCAUCUGUGGAGGCUAUUGGACUUGAUGGGAUUUGGGGUUGGGAUGAUGAGGUUAGAGAUUUGGGUUUGUUUAUAAUACGUCAAGGGAAGGAGGCCCGUUUCGAGGCCCAAACUGAGGAUGUUUGGGCCUUUAAUCUUGUUAAAUUGGCUUUGGGCCAGUUUGAGAGUCGGGUUAUACCUAACCCGAGGGAGCUUAGGUGGGUCAUGGACUACUUGGGAAUCAAGAAAUGGACGGAUUGCAAUGAACAAAUCAAAUUUCUUGAGGAAGAAACCGGGUCGGGUUCGAGCUCUGCUGCGAGGUUGAUGGGUCUAAUGGUGUAUUGUCGUUGUGUACUCUUUGAUCACAUUGAUGAGGGUGAUUCUACAAGGAAUGAGGGCAAUGACUACAAAUACCAACUUGGGUUUAUAAAUCCGGAUGACAUCAAAUGCCCGAUUUCGUUAGAGAUCAUGGUGGAUCCGGUUACAAUCUCAACGGGUCACACUUAUGAACGGGUCAACAUUCUCAAGUGGUUCAAAGCGGGCAACCCGACUUGCCCCAAAACGGGCCAAAGCCUCCAAAGCUUAGACAUAGUGCCUAACUUAGCUCUCAAGGAGGUCAUCAAGCAAUAUUGUUCAAAAAAUGGUGUUACAUUUCCUAUGCAAAAAGAAAAGGGAUCAACCAAAAAAAGUUGUGUGAAUAAUGUAGCAAAUUUAGCGGCUAGAAUGGUAGCCGAUUUUUUGUCAAUUAAGUUAGCAAUGGGAACAAUAGGAGAGAAAAGUAAAGCAGCCUAUGAGAUUAGGCUACUUACUAAAAGGAACGUUUUUAAUCGGGCAUGUUUUAUAGAAUCUGGAGUAAUUCCAUAUUUGUUGAAUCUCCUUUUAUCAAAAGAUUCAACUGCCCAAGAGAAUUCUAUAGCCGCCUUGUUGAAUCUCUCCAAGCACCCGGAAAGCAAGCCUGUGAUUGCAAACAAUACGGGCUUGACUAUGAUUAUAAGGGUGCUUAAAAAGGGGCUCAAGAUGGAGGCAAGGCAGCAUGCCGCGGCCACCCUAUUUUACCUCUCGGAAGAACAAAACCGAGAAUUGAUUGGAAGCAAUCCGGAUACAAUUCCUUCUUUAGUAGAAUUGAUCCGAAUUGGGGGUGACCAAGGCAAGAAAAACGCCCUAGUCUCCAUCUUUAGUCUCCUAUUGCAUACAAGUAACCAUUCUAAAGUCCUCAAAGUCGGACUAGUCCCUCUUCUUAUUGACCUCUUAUGCUCUAACGAAACUAAUGACGAUCUUAUUGUUGAUUCCUUAGCAGUACUUGCAGCUCUAGCAGAGAAACCUGAUGGAGCUAGGGCGAUCCUACAUGCAAGAAUCGCCCUAGAUGUAGUCGUAAACAUCCUAUGCUCAACUUCCUCCGAUUUUUCAAGGCUUGGAAGGGAGCAUUCCGUAUCAUUGCUAGUCGCGAUGUGUACAAAUUGUGGAACAGAAGUGGUCGAGGUUUUAGUGAAGAACACUUGUGUUAUGGGAGCAUUGUACUCUCUUCUUGUUGAGGGAACUUCAAGGGCUGGCAAGAAGGCUAGAUCUCUAAUCACCAUUCUUCUUGACUUCUCAGAAAGGAGUUCCUCAAGAUCAUCUAUGCAUCAUGCUUUACCACAUGACAAUUUUAUACAUGUGUGGUAAACAUUGAUACAUGCAUAUAAUUUAUACCUACUUUUUUUAAUUUAUAGCGUAUAAUUUUGUAAAUAUGCAUAAAAUACAUAUACCAAAUGUAUUGUUUUAAAUUUUUAAUUUUGUGAUUCAGUUGAGAUUAGCUCUUUUUUUUGAGAGCUAAUCUUAGCGUAAUAUGAGCUUCCAAAUUUUUGGUGAAGCCAUAUUUGUAGAGAAUUGAAGUAAUGUAAUGUAAUGUAAAAUAUAUUGUUGCUAUUACUUUUUUUUUUCCUUUGUUAAAAUGUGCUUGUUAUUAAUAAAUUAAUAAAUUGAAUAUUUUCUUUUGUGUUGUAUGAUUAGAUAUGUUAAUUUCUAGCCCCUCAAAAUUAAUUAGAAAUUUGAUUGAAAAUUAGUGGGUCAUAAUAGGCAUAUACCCCUUAAAUGACGAGCUUGAUCUCGUUGGAGUACACUUCAUCCCUUUAUUUAAUUGGUACAUUCUUUUUUUAAAA
This is a messenger RNA of Amaranthus tricolor (Joseph's coat), 2657 nucleotides long. Its product is annotated as U-box domain-containing protein 19-like. The transcript has a single exon. Bases 130 to 2181 code for a protein of 683 amino acids. Gene Ontology annotation, molecular function: ubiquitin-protein transferase activity; protein binding. Gene Ontology annotation, biological process: protein ubiquitination. NCBI's taxonomy places the organism in Eukaryota, Viridiplantae, Streptophyta, Magnoliopsida, Caryophyllales, Amaranthaceae. The record is from RefSeq and is a predicted model, not a curated record. Gene Ontology annotation, cellular component: cytoplasm; nucleus.